Messenger RNA from Brassica rapa (field mustard), 4496 nucleotides. Its product is annotated as glycosyltransferase BC10. Gene Ontology annotation, molecular function: glycosyltransferase activity. The record is from RefSeq and is a predicted model, not a curated record. Gene Ontology annotation, cellular component: membrane. Lineage: Eukaryota; Viridiplantae; Streptophyta; Magnoliopsida; Brassicales; Brassicaceae.
AAAUUUAGUUUUUUUUUUUUUGCUUUGCUUUAAUUUUCUUUAAAUAGUUUAUUACGACUAUUCACGAUCAUCAAUAUUUGUAUAGGUGUAUAUUUUUAGUUAUACAUCAUACACGUUGUCCAUAUUUUUCCAAUUGAAAGUCUGUUUUCCAAUUUAAAGUGAAAUCUCAAAACAUCUUUCACUAAAUGAAUCUAAAUUGUAGAUAUUUAUUCCUAUCAUCAUUUUCGCAUCAAUCUUGUUAUUAUUAUUUUUUCAAAAAAAAAAUAUUUUUAAUUAUUUUUUGUUUUCUCUUUUCACAUUUUCAUACUUUACUAGAUGUUAUAUUUACAAAAAGAAAGAACAUAUUACAAAGUGGCCAUUACUGAUUUCCAGAUUGGAUGUCAGUGUUUAACAAAAGUACAUUACCGAUUAUUAAAAGUAGAUUAUCAAUUAUUAAUUAAGAUUGUCAGUAUUUGAAUGUUUAUUGUUGGCAUACUUGUCCUGACUAUCUUUUUCCUUUUUAUUUUGCCAUUAUUUGUGGACUCUUCUUGAACCUUUCUUUUCUUUUGAUUUUAUGAAAUUUUUGAGCCUAAGUUGUUUAGUGUAAUCUGUGUUUUUUUACUAGCAUUGGAUUGUAUUAUUAAGUGAAGUAGGAAAAGAGUACUAAACAAUCUAUGUUUGAGAAGCUUUUUAAAAUAUAUGUUUUCUUUUAUGUUGUGAAUCUAUGAUGUUUAUAAGAAGUUUUGAAUGUUAAUCUACGGUUUGACUACAAGUUUCUCGUUACAGUGAAUUUGUCUUGUAUUAUUUCUACGCUAUUGGUUCGUAAACUAACUGUGAUGUCAAUUAUGAAUAAGAAGUGCUCUUGUAAUCUUGUUAUGAUCCUUCGAGAGAUGUUAAGUAUUAUUUUACACGGCGCGAAAUGUAUACGGUGAAGACGAUGUGGGUAAGUCAGUCCUGGUGUAAGUAAACAACGUGAAAUCGAGGGGGUUUAUUCACUUAUUGUUAGAGGGAUGAGAAAUCAAGGAUUUAUCAUUUAAUAAUUGGCCCGGCAGUGUAUAUAUAUAUUCUCUACACUCUACAGGGCUUGAAAGAUUUAUUAUACGGCUUGACUUGGUCUUCUAGGGUCCAAUUAAUAAUUGGCCCCCAAGUCGAAACAGUCCUUUUCCAUUUCUAAAUAUUGAAGUUUUAAAAUAAAUAUAUAAGGAAAUAUGAUGUGGUGGUGAUGAAAGAAACUGUAAAAGAUCAUAGGAACCAUUGUAUUAGAAUCGGCAUCCAAAUUUACAUAUUCGCUGGUAGUUUGUUUUCUUUCUUAAAAAUCACUAAAUCCAUUUUGUAGCCAGUUUACUUUAACAUAAUCGGCAACAAAAAGUCUCUAACCUUUUUGGCUUUAAAUAUACAGCGAACCUUUUACAACCAAACAAAAGAUAAAAUAAACAAGUAACCGCAUCUAUAUAAGUUUUUAAUGGUUCAAAUAUUAAAAUCAAAAGUCUUAUCUAGCGAUGGAAUAUUUAAUUACUAGGAAAAAAAGCAAUACUAUGUAACAUAAUUAAUUAAGGGUAUAUUAAAGGAAGUGGGGUGCAUGCGAUGCAUGGACUCAGACAAGAUUGAUCAAUUGUUUGAACAAUACAAUAAUGGUGUGGACGUCGUGCAUGGCUGGCUAAGAUCACAUGAAAAUGUAUGUCAAGUUGCUCAAUUUUCAUAUAGUUUUCUUUGAAAAAUCAUAUAAUAUGAGUUUACACUUGAAUCUUGUCUGGCGCAGAGAAGGUUCCUCCAAAUGAAUGAACUUAAAAUAACAGAAGAUAAUGAUCCAAGUGGGUGAAUUAUGACUUACAAAUUGUUGUUAUACUAGGGGUAAUCAAUUGGGUUUCUUAUGUAAAGUCGGAACUAAUUUUCAGACCAAAAACUCUUUAUAAAAUGAAAAAUUAUGAAAUAGUCAAAUAAUUGAAUGUGCUGAAACGCAGAUCCUUCUUAAUCACGAUCGCUAGGAGUAGGGACCGAACACACCUAACAACCCCUACGCGCCUUCUUUGACGGGGCCAGUGACUUGAAGAUGACUUGGUCAAACUUUUGAUAGCAAAGGGUAAAACCGACUUUUAAAUCCUAGUCUCAGAUCCAACGGACCCUAUUUAUUUAUAUAUAUGUAUCCAAAUCCGAAAACAAAUGAAUCCAAGGUAGGCCCAUGACAUUGCAUAAACGUGCGAGUGGUAGAUGCAGAUUUAUACCUAAUGUAAAAAUUAGAAGUUUAUAGCGUUACUUAAUUAUACGAUGUACAAAAAAAAAACUUCAAAUUUGUACAUUUCUUACAAUAUUCAUACCUUACAGAAUCAAAAUCACAUCAUUAAUACAUUAUUAGUCAAAAAAAAUUAUCAAAUAUAGGAGAGCCCUUGUCUUAGUAAUUAACCACUAAAAAUUUAAUUAACCAGCCACAAUCAUCCAAAGGAAUCAUGUAGUAAAAGACAAGCGUUCUCGCUUAGCCAUUAGUAAAAUUACACGUCAUAUACUUUAAUAAUAAAUGCUGUUAUUAUUCUUUAUUUAUUCUCCGCCAAAUUCAUUUUUAUUAAUUAUCUCUGUCUUCCUCCUCUGUUUCGAACGUAAUUGGCAUCUUCGUCUUCGUCUUCGUCUUCUUCGUCACCAUUUUCUCUGUAGCAAGACCGAGAGAGAGAGAAAGAAAAAAACGAAACGAAGAGACAUUUACAUACAAACAUACGAUCAAGGCUUUCUAUAUAUAUAUAUACACGUCCUAGCUCUCUAGGAUUUUAAAGUUUCUCGGAUUGAUUCCCAGAGUUUUGGAAUCUAUAGCACAUCAAGAAGACGAUUCAUAGACUCUGGAUCUGUUUCCUCUUUGAAGUUUCAGGUUUUGAAUUGAAUAAAGGAAUCAAAUCAAAUCAUCACGAGUUAGUUAAAGGAGCUUGUGGCUGGCUCAGGUUUUGAUGAGAUGAAGGCAGCUAAGAGGUGGAGUCUUGGAAACCUACGGGACAUGGCGUCUUCUUUGCCUGGACCUCGCCACCGCGCUCCUUCAAGGAGACGAGCGCGCGUAUAUAUCGUCAUGGCCCUCUCACUCAUCGCCUUCUUUGCUGUCAUCGCUUACAUGUACCCUCACCACAGUAAACGUGCUUGUUACAUGAUAUCUUCGAGAGGAUGCAAGGCUUUAGCUGAUUGGCUUCCGCCUUCUCUGAGGGAGUACUCUGACGAUGAGAUUGCGGCUCGCGUUGUGAUUAGUGAGAUACUGAGUAAUCCUCCUGUGAUUAGAAAAGAUUCCAAGAUUGCGUUUAUGUUCUUGACUCCUGGUGCGUUGCCUUUCGAGAGGCUGUGGGAUAGAUUCUUCCAGGGACAUGAAGGGAAGUUUUCUGUUUAUAUUCAUGCAUCAAAGGAAAGGCCUGUUCACUACAGUCGUUACUUUGUCAACCGUGAGAUUCGCAGUGAUGAGGUGGUGUGGGGAAGAAUAUCAAUGGUUGAUGCAGAGAGACGGUUGUUAGCUAAUGCUCUUAGAGACCCUACAAACCAGCAAUUUGUUUUACUCUCUGAUAGUUGUGUACCUCUUCGAAGUUUUGAGUACAUUUACAACUACCUCAUGUACAGCAACGUCAGCUAUGUUGACUGCUUUGACGAUCCAGGUCAACAUGGAUCAGGCAGGCAUAUGAAUCACAUGCUGCCUGAAAUUCAGAAGAAGGAUUUUCGAAAGGGUGCACAGUGGUUCACCAUGAAGCGACAACAUGCUGUAGCAACUAUGGCAGACAGUCUUUACUACUCCAAGUUCCGGGAUUACUGUGGGCCAGGUAUAGAGAACAACAAGAACUGCAUAGCUGAUGAACACUAUCUGCCAACAUUCUUUCAUAUGCUUGAUCCCACUGGCAUUUCUAACUGGACUGUAACACAAGUUGAUUGGUCUGAGAGAAAGUGGCAUCCCAAAACAUAUAUGCCUGAAGAUGUCACACACGAGUUACUAAAUAACCUCACGUCUACUGACACAGUCGUACAUGUCACAAGUGUUGGAGUGGGUGAAGAGAUAUGGAUGCCUUGUAUGUGGAACGGAAUCAAAAGACCUUGCUACUUGUUUGGAAGGAAGUUCCACCCGGAUACGCUCGACAAGCUGUUGGAUCUCUUCUCAAAUUACACAAAAUCAGUCUCUUGGCAACUGUGAUUUAAAAGGGUAUAUCUUCUUCUAUACACUCAGAUUCUUUGACCAACGUUCGGUUCCUCAUCCGCAUGACCUUUGAAGAGUAUUCUCAGAAAGAUCCAUAGAAGCUGUAACACUAGAUGUCUAGAAGCUUUAGGAGGUAUUGAGAACUUCUUUCAAUUGUUACUUCAUUUGGUUGGAGGGAGACGAUGGUUUAAUUUUUCUUUCUCUACUCUGCUUUUCGGUAUAUCUCAUAUUGUUUACUUCAAUUGUUGUGAAAAAAAAGAGAAUUUUCGUCUUUGUUUUUGUGGAUAGUUUUAUAUUUUUUGUUCAGAAUGUUGAAGAGACAAACUUAUACAGUUUUAUAGAGUUUCUUUUCAUAUAUAUAUGCUCUUUGGUU